This is a messenger RNA of Mauremys mutica (yellowpond turtle), 1222 nucleotides long. RefSeq names its product galactose-3-O-sulfotransferase 2-like. The transcript is spliced from 3 exons. Bases 98 to 1222 code for a protein of 374 amino acids. Gene Ontology annotation, biological process: glycolipid biosynthetic process; glycoprotein biosynthetic process. NCBI's taxonomy places the organism in Eukaryota, Metazoa, Chordata, Testudines, Geoemydidae. Gene Ontology annotation, cellular component: membrane. The record is from RefSeq and is a predicted model, not a curated record. Gene Ontology annotation, molecular function: galactosylceramide sulfotransferase activity.
GGACUCACUGGAUCUCCAUUUCUUUUGCAGGCAUUCCAGACUCCUGUGGCUUGUUACUCUUUGGCUGGGAGUCAUCUUUCUAGCUGGAUUCUUCCAUAUGAAUGUAAACAUCACCUCUUCAUACAGAGUGUGGAGGUUUUCCACCAAGCACCUGAGACCCAGUUACCCCCAGACGAACGUGAUGUUUCUCAAGACCCACAAAACUGCCAGCAGCACUGUCAUGAACAUCCUAUUCCGGUUUGCAGAGAAGCACAAUCUGACCUUAGCCCUUCCUGCUGGCCAAAACCACGACCUGGGCUAUCCUCAUCGCUUCAUGGCUCAGUUUGUAGAGGGAUUUAAAACCAUGGGACAAAGCUACAACAUCAUGUGCAACCACAUGAGGUUUAACCUCCCAGAGGUCCGAAAAGUAAUGCCAAACACCACCACCUACUUUUCCAUCAUGAGAAACCCAAUUUCACUGAUGGAGUCCUCCUAUGCCUAUUAUAGUUUUUUUACACCAGCAUUUAGAAGGUCAAAGGAUGUGAAUGAGUUUCUGGCAUCUCCAUGGACAUAUUACAAUAUGAGUGAAUACAGAAAUAAUGUUCAUGCGAGGAACAACAUGUGGUAUGACUUUGGCUAUGAUAACAAUGCAAUGGACACUGAGGACUAUGUUCAGCAUGUCCUAGUGGAGAUUGAACAGGCUUUUCAGCUGAUGCUGCUAACUGAUUACUUUGAUGAGUCCAUGGUCCUGCUGAAGGAGACUUUGGGCUGGGAGCUGGAUGAUGUGGUUUACUUCAAGCUGAAUUCCCGAAGCCAGGACACUAUCAAAAGCAUGACACCUGAGAGCAAGGAAAAGGUAAAAGAAUGGUGCUCAUUGGACUGGAAGCUCUACCAACACUUCAACAGGACCUUCUGGAGGAGAAUUCAGGAGAUAAUAGGGCUAGAAAAAUUGGAUCAGGAGGUGAAUCUGCUGAGAAUGAGACAAAAGGAACUUAUGGAGCUGUGUCUCUUGGACCCAAUGCCGAUAGAUAAGACCAAGAUCAAAAACAAAAAACUUAAACCCUUCCAGUCAGGGCGUGCAAAUAUUCUGGGCUAUAAUCUUAAAGAAGACAUGGCUAAUGAGACUCUGAGAACCUGCCUGAGACUGAUCACACCUGAGCUUCAGUAUAUGUCAUAUCUGUAUGCUCGUCAGUUCCCAGAGAAGAAUGGGAAGAGCACAGCCUUUUCCUUGUGGCGGAGAUGA